Molecule: messenger RNA, 1665 nt
Organism: Trichomycterus rosablanca
Lineage: Eukaryota; Metazoa; Chordata; Actinopteri; Siluriformes; Trichomycteridae
Gene: amigo1
Product: adhesion molecule with Ig-like domain 1
Exons: 1
Coding region: 1-1479 (492 amino acids)
Biological process (GO): brain development
Cellular component (GO): membrane
Molecular function (GO): protein binding
Source: RefSeq, a predicted model, not a curated record
AUGCCAUCAUCUGCAGUACUGUGCAAGUGGGCUAUCUGCACAUCCCUGAUUCUCAUCCAUAUACCAGGGACUUAUGGUUCAAUAGUGAAUUUUCAGAAGACGUGCAUAUGUGCCAGUAACAUUGUCAGCUGCUCCAAAAUGAACUUAUUAACUAUUCCUACUGACUUGCCAGAAUACACAGAAGUGCUUGAUCUGAGCUACAAUAGUAUAGUUAGACUUCGUGCAGAGUGGACCACAUACAAACUUCCCAAACUUCACAACCUGUUACUAAGCCAUAAUGGUUUGAAUUUCAUCUCCACUGAGGCGUUUGUUUAUGUUAGAGAAUUGCGCUAUUUGGACUUGUCCUCCAACAAAAUACGGCAGUUAGACGAGUACAUCUUUGAACUGCUUGACAAUCUGGAGGUGCUUCUGCUCUACAACAACCAGAUCUCACAGAUUGACCGUACAGCCUUCACAGGCCUCAACAACCUGCAGAAGCUCUACCUGAGCCAGAACCAGGUGUCACGGUUUCCCCUUGAGCUGGUAAAAGAUAAGACUCGGUUGGAGAAGCUGAGCUUGUUGGACUUGUCUUCCAAUCGAAUCAAAGUCCUCCCCACACAAGACCUGCAGGGCCUGCCAGCCUGGCUUAAAAAUGGACUUUACCUCCACAACAACACUCUCAUCUGUGACUGUGAACUGUACAGCUUGAUAGUAAAGUGGUACAUACGACGGCUAAACUCGGCCAUUGAUUUUAAAGAUGAGUACAAUUGCACCCAGCCAGGACCUGAUAAGAAAGUCUUGCGUGUUUUUGAACUAAAUGUGCAUAUGAAUUGCAGCACAUUUAACGAGUCAGUAAAGGAAACCUUUCUAGAGCAGACUCUGAUCCUCAACUGUGACACACGCAAUCAGGACAUGUCCAAGACUUGGAUGUUACCUGGCAACGUAAUAGUAUCAGCUGGAAAAAACCAGUCUGCAGUAGUUCGAUCAGAUGGAAACCUGGAAAUUAAACCUGUAAGACUUGAGGACUCUGGUCAGUACACUUGCCAUGCUGUGGGUGAGUACCUUAACGAAACCCUGUAUUUCUGGGUCAAGGUACAUAACUUUACUCUUAAUGGACAUAGUGAGACCCUCAAUACAGCAUACACAACUCUGGUGGGCUGCUUGGCCAGCGUGGUCUUGGUGCUUAUAUAUUUGUACCUGACCCCUUGUCGGUGCUUCUGCUGUAUGGGACACAGGAAAUCACAGAACCAUCAUGAGGACAGUAUCCAUUCAUCCAUGCUAAGCGUCACACCAACUCAUGAGGAUCCAGCAAACAAGGCAGAGCCCAACAGGCAUGUUGCCUUCAUAGACCCUAAAGACCUGCAGGGUCAGAAUGGGAAAGUGAACCGCAAUGGGGAGGAGGAGCUGGAUGAUGAGGCUAGGCAGGGAAAAGGAAGGAGAAAGAAAUCAGUGGCGGACUCUAUUAGUUCAGUCUUCUCUGACACACCCAUUGUGGUCUGAACGGAUGCUAUCAAGGUUUCAAACCGGGAGGGGCUUUUCAUCUGAUGGAUUAAACUGUAAGAGACAUCGAUCUGUUCUGACAUCUGUGCAGGAGCAUCAGAGAUGAAGCCUGGAACCUUUACAGUGGCUUAUUAAAGCUAGUGAUUUAUUUCUUAUCUUUGAUGAGGACAAGAUAGAAAAAACCUU